Molecule: messenger RNA, 784 nt
Organism: Oncorhynchus nerka (sockeye salmon)
Lineage: Eukaryota; Metazoa; Chordata; Actinopteri; Salmoniformes; Salmonidae
Product: cilia- and flagella-associated protein 144-like
Exons: 4
Coding region: 126-560 (144 amino acids)
Cellular component (GO): ciliary base
Source: RefSeq, a predicted model, not a curated record
CUCAAGAAGACUUGUUGCGAUUGAAUAUUAGUUUGUAUUUCGAAGGCUGGCUUGCUACGAAGUUGCACACUACGUGGUGUCUCCCGUGUUCUCUCUGGAUUGCGUCCGAAUUUACACGAACCAGGAUGGCAGCGGCUAAGCAACCAAAAGAAAAGCACCCUGUGGAUAUUGUUCAUCAGAACGCAAUUCACGUCGAGACCAUAAAGAAGGAGAAUAGGAGCCAACGAUUGUACACGCUAUUUAGCAUAAACCCUACAAAAGACGUAAGCACAUUCGACCGCCUUCAUGUUUUGACUGACAAGCCUAUGGCCAGCCCCACCCACGACAACAUAGAGGAGGAUCCUGCUUUCCUGAAGAUCAUCCACAGGGCUUGUUUGGAACCAACCAAGAAAUACACUCACCCCCAAACGGAGAGCCAAGAGAUAGGCUGGACAUCCAGACCUCUGAUUGUUUCAGAUCGCAGUGAUAGGAGACUGAACUGGCCACGGCAGAACUCUGAGAUCACCAAGUACAUGGAUGCAGCAUGGCGUCUGAAAGAACAGACACAGAACCUGGGCUAGAUCUCCGGCCUACUACAAGCCUCAAUUUGGAUAAACUACUGGAUCAUUGGCCUCUUUGCUGGAUAUUGAUUGAGAAAUAUUAAAUGGAAACAUGGCUAUGAAGAAUAUUGCUUUACUGUCCCAAGCAAACAACUGGUUGCAGACAGACCUACUGUAUAAUGUCAAACACCAUAACGUCAUUCAGAAAAUAAAUAUUGAACUAGUACAAAUCAUUUGUCAAAAAG